AUGGCGGAGCGCGGUCAGCUCCCUCCCCCAGCUAAGCGCCUCUGCUGCAGACCUGGCUACGGUUCGGGGUGCAGGCCGGGCCAGCGGGUGGGCGGCGGCGGACCCGGUAGCGGGGUGCUCUGUGCCGGACCCUCUUCCGCGGCCGCCGCCGCUGCCGCCCUGGGGCUGCUGCCGCUCGGCAAGACUCAGAGCCCCGAGUCCCUGCUGGACAUCGCGGCUCGCAAGGUGGCGGAGAAGUGGCCCUUCCAGCGGGUGGAGGAGCGGUUCGAGCGGAUCCCGGAGCCGGUGCAGCGCAGGAUCGUGUACUGGUCUUUCCCCCGUAGCGAGAGGGAGAUCUGCAUGUACUCCUCCUUCAACACCGGCGCCGAGGACCCCGCCGCCCCCGGGGGGGCCGCUGCCAGCACCGCGCCCGGCGGGGCCGCGGACGCCGCCGCUGACGAGAACCGCCUGCCCUUCCGUAGGGGCAUCGCUCUGCUCGACGGCGGCUGCGUCGAUAACGUCCUGCAAGUCGGUUUCCACUUGAGCGGCACGGUGACAGAUCCUGCAAUGCAAUCGGAACCAGAAACUGUUUGCAAGGUAGCUAUCAGCUUUGAUCGUUGCAAGAUUACCUCAGUGACCUGUAGCUGUGGAAACAAGGACAUAUUUUACUGUGCCCAUGUUGUCGCACUCUCUUUAUACCGGAUCCGCAAGCCAGAUCAGGUCAAACUGCAUCUUCCCAUUUCAGAGACCCUCUUUCAAAUGAACAGAGACCAACUACAAAAGUUUGUACAGUAUUUGAUCACAAUGCACCACACAGAAGUUUUGCCAACCGCUCAGAAAUUAGCAGAUGAAAUUCUUUCUCAGAAUUCAGAAAUCAAUCAAGUCCAUGGUGCUCCUGACCCAACAGCAGGUGCUAGCAUAGAUGAUGAAAACUGUUGGCACUUGGAUGAAGAACAAGUCCAGGAGCAAGUUAAACUCUUCCUCUCCCAGGGUGGAUACCAUGGAUCAGGGAAGCAGCUCAAUUUGCUUUUUGCAAAGGUGCGAGAGAUGUUAAAGAUGAGAGACUCUAAUGGCGCUCGCAUGUUGACAUUGAUAACGGAACAGUUCAUGGCUGACCCUCGUCUGUCGCUUUGGAGGCAACAAGGCACUGCAAUGACUGACAAGUAUAGGCAACUCUGGGAUGAACUGGGUGCUCUUUGGAUGUGUAUAGUCUUAAAUCCUCACUGCAAGUUGGAGCAGAAGGCCAGUUGGCUAAAACAGCUGAAAAAAUGGAACAGUGUGGAUGUUUGUCCCUGGGAAGAUGGAAACCAUGGAAACGAGCUGCCCAAUUUAACCAAUGCUUUGCCUCAGGGUGCAAAUGCUAACCAAGAUUCAUCAAACAGACCGCAUCGGACGGUGUUCACUCGAGCUAUCGAGGCAUGCGAUCUCCACUGGCAGGACAGCCACUUACAGCACAUUAUCAGCAGUGACUUAUACACCAACUACUGUUACCAUGACGACACUGAAAACUCACUCUUUGACUCUCACGGGUGGCCCCUCUGGCAUGAACAUGUUCCUACAGCCUGUGCAAGGGUUGACGCAUUACGAUCUCAUGGAUACCCAAGAGAAGCACUGAGGCUAGCAAUAGCUAUUGUUAACACACUAAGAAGACAGCAGCAGAAACAGCUGGACAUGUUCCGGGCUCAGAAGAAAGAACUUCUCCACAAAGGAGUAACCUCAAUAACUAAUCUUGAAGGCUGGGUGGGGCACCCAUUGGAUCCAGUUGGCACUCUCUUCAGUAGCCUUAUGGAAGCCUGCAGGGUGGAUGAUGAAAGCUUCCAUGGCUUCUCAGACUUCACAGAGAACAUGGGGCAGUGCAAAUCUCUGGAGUACCAGCACCUGCCUUCACACAAAUUCUUAGAAGAAGGGGAAUCUUACCUAACACUGGCUGUGGAAGUAGCAUUGAUAGGUCUGGGGCAGCAGCGAAUAAUGCCAGAUGGCUUGUAUGCACAAGAGAAGGUUUGUCGAAAUGAGGAGCAGCUCAUUUCUAAGCUACAGGAAAUUGAAUUGGAUGAUACACUGGUGAAGAUCUUUCGAAAGCAAGCAGUCUUCCUAUUAGAAGCUGGACCGUAUAGUGGUUUAGGCGAAAUCAUCCAUCGAGAGAGUGUUCCAAUGCACACAUUUGCCAAGUAUCUCUUCACCUCUCUCCUACCUCAUGAUGCUGAAUUGGCAUACAAAACUGCACUGAGAGCCAUGCGGUUGCUAGUAUUGGAAUCUACAGCUCCAUCAGGAGAUAUGUCCCGCCCACACCACAUUGCAUCAGUUGUUCCAAACCGCUAUCCCCGUUGGUUCACGCUAAGUCACAUUGAGUCCCAGCAGUGUGAGUUGGCAUCAACUAUGCUAACAGCAGCCAAAGGUGAUGUUCGGAGGCUGGAAACAGUGUUAGAAUCCAUCCAGAAAAAUAUUCACUCCUCAUCACACAUCUUCAAGCUUGCCCAGGAUGCAUUUAAAAUAGCAACACUCAUGGACAGUUUGCCAGACAUCACUCUUUUGAAAGUUUCUUUGGAGUUAGGCCUUCAGGUGAUGCGGAUGACAUUGUCAACAUUGAAUUGGCGGCGGCGGGAGAUGGUGAGAUGGUUGGUAACCUGUGCAACAGAAGUAGGCGUUUAUGCACUGGAUAGCAUCAUGCAGAACUGGUUUACACUUUUCACUCCAACUGAGGCCACUAGUAUUGUUGCUACAACAGUGAUGUCCAACAGCACCAUUGUCCGUCUGCAUCUGGACUGCCAUCAGCAGGAGAAACUGGCCAGCAGUGCUAGGACGCUUGCUCUACAGUGUGCCAUGAAGGAUCCUCAAAACUGUGCCCUCUCUGCACUGACCUUAUGUGAAAAGGAUCACAUAGCUUUUGAGACCGCUUACCAAAUUGUUCUAGAUGCUGCUACAAAAGGCAUGAGCUAUACGCAGCUUUUUACUAUAGCACGCUAUAUGGAACAUCGUGGUUACCCUAUGCGGGCCUACAAGCUGGCCACUUUGGCCAUGAACCAUCUCAACCUGAGUUACAAUCAGGACACACACCCUGCCAUUAAUGACGUUUUGUGGGCAUGUGCACUCAGCCACUCCCUUGGGAAAAAUGAGCUUGCAGCUAUAAUACCUCUGGUGGUCAAAAGUGUCAAAUGUGCAACAGUACUGUCAGACAUUUUGCGUAGGUGUACUUUGACCACGCCGGGAAUGGUGGGACUUCAUGGAAGGAGGAACUCUGGUAAGCUCAUGUCACUGGACAAAGCCCCUUUAAGGCAACUCCUGGAUGCCACGAUUGGAGCCUACAUUAAUACAACACAUUCGCGACUCACACACAUCAGCCCUCGACACUAUAGUGAGUUUAUAGAGUUCCUUAGUAAGGCCCGAGAGACUUUCUUAAUGGCUCAUGAUGGACACAUUCAGUUUACACAGUUUAUUGACAACCUAAAACAAAUAUACAAAGGCAAAAAGAAACUGAUGAUGUUGGUUCGUGAACGGUUUGGUUGACAAAAAUGUGUGAGGGCGGGGGGAGGGUAGGGGAGGGGUGGUUUGUUUUUACUUGAGCCUGCCUUUGUAUCCUUUUUAACUUAAAGAAACAGAGCCACACCGGUAUUAUAUGUGUAUAGUUAUAUUGAGUUUGCAAACUAAAUUGUCAUGUUGUGAAAGUUUGUGUGUUUAUUUUUUUCCUUUUUUUUUCUUUUUCUUUUUCUAUUUUGUAUGAGAGAGAGGUUAAAAAAAGGUUUGGUUUACACUGAGUAUAUGUUGUCAAGUGGCAAAAGCCCACAUUGCUCUCCUGUUCUUUCUGUAUACGUUCACAGCCUCAAAAACAAAAAUAUAUAUUGCAAUGGCUUUAAAAACCAAACCAAACACCUCCAUCCUGUGAUAAGUACCUCGAAUGGAUCCAGCUUUACUCCUUUGUAACUCAUCCUUACAUUUCAACAUAGUUAAACAAACCAACAAAUGAAAUAGUAAUAGUUAAAAGGCUGACCACGUGGCUUUGCAGUGCUGUUCAUCCAGAAGCAUGGCACACAAUGCUUGUGCAUGUGGAAACUUAGCGACUGUCAACAUACAUUCUCAGGGAUUUAUCAAAAAAAAAUUAAAAAAGAGAAUGAGAGCAUUUAUUGUACUGUAUAUAUAUUAUAGUAUAUGUCUGAAUAUUGAAAAAAUAUAACAUUAACUAAUUUAUAAAAAAAAAAUUCUAUGUAAUGCAAAAUACUUGAAGCUGCAGUAGCUUGGUUUUAAA
Chelonoidis abingdonii (Abingdon island giant tortoise) is the source of this 4219-nucleotide messenger RNA. It is a transcript of the gene ZSWIM6, whose product is annotated as zinc finger SWIM-type containing 6. Gene Ontology annotation, molecular function: zinc ion binding. Lineage: Eukaryota; Metazoa; Chordata; Testudines; Testudinidae. The record is from RefSeq and is a predicted model, not a curated record. Gene Ontology annotation, cellular component: Cul2-RING ubiquitin ligase complex.